AUGGGCAGUUGGCGCAAGCUUUGCCUUUUCCUACUGCUGGGUGCCUUGGGCUCUGCCUGGGCAGAAGUGGUGGACACCGAGGAUGCCACCUGCCAACUCGAGAUCCUGAAGCAUCCAGGCAAAGGUAAAGCGCUAGCAAAGGCCAAGCACAACAAGGGUAAGAGGAAAAGAUUCGAACUCUUGAAGAUCAAGAGCAAGAGCGCUUCGACGAAAGCGAAAGCACGGGAGGUGCACCAGGCCAAGGCGAAAAGCAGAAAGGCGAAUCCGGGACUAGACCUGGAUACCGACUUUAACAUCAGUGACAUCCUUGCCGGCGGGUCUCGCCUGCCAAAGCAUGGCCUGAAGCACGCCAGCGGCCCGAAGCAGGCUCAGACUCAAGACAAAGCUCUGAGAGCAAAGGGUGCGGCUGCCCCGACCGAAGAGACUGCGUCUCUCGUGCGUCAUCAUCAGGAUGCGCAUGGCACGCACACCGACGGUCCAACCUUCGCAGUGACCACCCGCGUCUACGCAGCAGAGCUUCCCUAUCUGAAGCACUUCCUGAAGUACUAUUUGCACGACUUGCAGGUCAAGCGGGUGUAUCUUUUCUGUACUGACGAUGCCGAAGAGACCACUAUUCGAAGUGCUGUGCGAGGCUUUGGCUUCUCGGAGCAACAGGUGACGUUCGUGCGUGGCAAGCGCAACCAAAGCCUGCAGCGGCUGAACUACCAUGCUGUGCAGGAAGACUUCCUCUUGGAUGUGGACUGUGACGAGUUCCUGGUGCCUCCCAAGGGUGGUCUUCGCGGCAUCAUCGAGUCAGACCCACAUGCAGAUGCAUUCAACCUCCAGUGGACCUGCUACCCCAGCGACGCACGUGAGCUUGAUUUCGAGCCCAAAGGUAUCCCUUGCACUGGCUAUAAGGGGAUGAUCCGAACGAAGAGCCUGCACGACGAGAACGGGCACUACCAGUUUGUGGAGGGCACACCGAUUUGUGGUGGAAGAGGUCAAUCCGGUCCUUGCGUCUUCUCCAAGCAAGUCAUCCCGCUAGCUCAUCUCCAGUACCGUGGCUUCUGGGAUAGCGUGCUGAAGGACGUCAGUUCACCUGCUGGAUCUCAAUGGAUGCUCAAAGGCCAGCCAAAGAGCAUCGCGAUGCAGAAGAUCAGGCAGGGUCAACCGCCAAAGCGAAUGCAGUCCUUGGCGUUUGAGAUGGUCUGCGUCGAGCGAUUUGGCACGCAGCUCCUGUCUGAGCAUGGGCUCAAGGCUCCGAGGCAGAUGAAGUUUUCCAUCGAUGGUACCUUCCAGUCGAAGGCGUUGGCCAAUGCCGGCGUGGAUCGGGUUCUGAAGAUGCAGGCAGAGAAGGGCUAUCGAAGAUACAAGGAGGCCUUGCAGAUGUCCUUCGACAAGCUGCUUUGCAACCCAAAGCAGACCUGCGCCAAUAUCAAGCCGAAUCCCUUGACAAAGCUCCUGGAGAAGAUGUCAGCAUCAAAGCUCCGGGCCUACAAUGGUGCUUGUAAGAAGCCCGAGUCUGUUGGCCAUGAAGUGAAGUUCACACAGCGGUCGAAUGCAGGCAAGAAGCAGAAGAAAGCUGCAAAGGAGCAGGCAGCGCGCGCAUUGCUGCAUGUUGGGGCGAAGGACGUGCAGGGGAAGGAGGCCAAAGUCCCGACCUUCGCAGUGACGACCCGCGUCUACCAAGCGGAGCUUCCCUUUCUCAAGCACUUCCUCAAGCACUACCUGCAUGAUGUGAAGGUCAAGCGGGUGUAUCUCUGGUGCACAGCCAAAUCCGAAGAGCCCAGCAUCCGAGCUGCUGUGAGAAACUUCGGCUUCUCUGACAAACAGGUGACCUUCGUGGAUGGCGGACCGCGUGUCCAGAACCUGCAGCGCCUGAAUUACCAUGUCGUGAAGGAAGAUUACCUGUUGGACGUGGACUGCGACGAGUUCCUGGUGCCUCCCAAGGGUGGUCUUCGCGGCAUCAUCGAGUCAGACCCACAUGCAGAUGCCUUCUACAUGCAGUGGACCUGCUACCCCAGCGACGAACACAAGCUGAACUUCAAGCCCACAGGUCUCCCGUGCACCGGCCUCAAGGGAAUGAUCAAGACGAAGAGCAUGCACGACCACGAUGGCCACUUCGAAAUUGUCGGGGGCGUGCCGCAGUGUGGUGGCAGAGGUCCUUGCAUCUUCUCCAAGCACAUCCUGUCUUUGGCGCAUGUCCAGUAUCGUGGCUUUUGGGACAGCGUGCUGAAGGACGUGAGUUCGCCAGCAGGAUCUCAGUGGAUGCUCAAAGGCCAGCCACGCAGCGUCGCAAUGAAGGAAAUCAGGAACGGUCGGCCAGGAAAGCGCAUGAUGUCCUUGGCCUUCGAGAUGGUCUGCGUAGAGAGAUAUGGCACAGAGCUCCUGUCUCACGAGAAGCUGAAGGUUCCGAGGCAGGUGGCGUUUGCCAUCGACGCCUCCUACCAGACGAAGGCUUUGGCCAAAGCAGGCUUGGAUCGGGUAAUGAAGAUGCAAGCAGACAAGGGCUACAAAAGAUACAAGGCAGCUCUGCACAAGUCCUUUGACCGGUUGCUCUGCAAUCCGAAGAUGGCCUGCAUCGAUAUCAAGCCGUACCCCGUGUCAAAGAUGCUGGAGAAGCUGUCGGCCUCGCAGCUCAGCGCCUACAACGGCCGUGCCCUGAGACGACAGACCGACUGA
Molecule: messenger RNA, 2661 nt
Organism: Symbiodinium necroappetens
Lineage: Eukaryota; Dinophyceae; Suessiales; Symbiodiniaceae
Source: the annotation of a GenBank genome assembly